AUGCCACCACUCAGCGGAACGUCCCCACCGCUGCCGAGCGGCUCAUCCGCUGGGACACUCUGCACCCCAAUUGACGCGUUUUGGAAUGGCUUCCAGCCAUGGGUGUCGCCAUCGAACGGCAACUUUCCCGAUGAAGCAUUCACCUCCGUCACCACCCGGCACCGGUUCGAGUAUGAGAUAUUCGCUUAUGGUGGUAUCGACGUCAACCAUGUCCUGGGUGACGGUCAUCAGUAUGCGAACCAACACGAGAUUGCGUUCCCAGGAGGCAUCCGUCGUGAGUUCAUCCGGACCGCACGAGAGUACAGUGGGACACAGCUCGUUCGCAUCUGGGACAACCCGCGCUUCGACAAUGAGCUGAACCCGCGAGGCCAUAUCCCGCCACUUGAGGCCCUGCCGCCACCAAUUCGUGGCAUCCCUGUCCCGUCAUCUUCUUCACUGAGCACGACGGAGCGGCGGACCCCGAUGGUGGCGCAGGACAAGAUGAGCUGCGCCGCCGCCGUGCCGCCGGUAGUGGCGACGAUCUCAUGCGUGUGGCUGGAGACGGCCGACGUAGACGACACGCUCAGCAUCAAGCCCAUCCCACGGCUAAGCAGUGCAGCAGUCCUGCAUCCUCUUCCUCCCUGGACAGGCCUACUUCUUCUGUGGGAACCACUAUGUUUAUCAUCAGGUCGCGCCCGGCACGACGGACGACACGAUCGUGUCAGGGCCACAAUCUGCUAG
Messenger RNA from Desarmillaria tabescens, 720 nucleotides. RefSeq lists its product as uncharacterized. The record is from RefSeq and is a predicted model, not a curated record. The transcript is spliced from 2 exons. Bases 1 to 720 code for a protein of 239 amino acids. NCBI's taxonomy places the organism in Eukaryota, Fungi, Basidiomycota, Agaricomycetes, Agaricales, Physalacriaceae.